Molecule: messenger RNA, 546 nt
Organism: Suillus paluster
Lineage: Eukaryota; Fungi; Basidiomycota; Agaricomycetes; Boletales; Suillaceae
Exons: 2
Coding region: 1-546 (181 amino acids)
Source: RefSeq, a predicted model, not a curated record
AUGCACAAGGAUCUUCUUUAUCGUUUUGCAUUUGGUAUCACAAUGGAGGACACGCAAUUGAGACUGUGGCUCAGCAAUUGUGCAUUCCUUGUGGUUACGGAACCUAUCAACUUCUUUGAGAACAUUGAUGGUGUUAUCUUGCUCUUUUACGCUCUUGGAUCUGGAUCUGGAUCUUCUACUAUAAAAGAGCUCGGAUGGGACCCCACUGUCAAGCAGAUCCAAGAUGGGGAGGGUUUCCAAUACAAGUUCACUAUCGGGGAUGAAGUGUUCACCACGACACGUGAACUUGCAACCUAUGGCACAGACUCUAUGGUUGGGCAUGGAACUCGCAUGUAUGAAGCUACAGACGCUGAGGGAAAGAAAGUUGCUGUCAAAGAUUCAUGGAGAGAAGCUGGAUGUCAACCAGAGGGCGAGAUCCUAGAAAACAUCUUGGCUUCCUGUGUGGAGAAGCUGCAAGUGGAGGGUUUGGCGGAUGCCAAGAGGCACUUCAUUGGAGUCCAGCUCUGGAAGGAUGUGAUAAUCAACGAUACCCCAGACGGAUGCUGA